Aegilops tauschii subsp. strangulata is the source of this 737-nucleotide messenger RNA. RefSeq lists its product as uncharacterized. The record is from RefSeq and is a predicted model, not a curated record. NCBI's taxonomy places the organism in Eukaryota, Viridiplantae, Streptophyta, Magnoliopsida, Poales, Poaceae.
CUCUCUAAAACUAGACACUGCAGCGCUGCAGCCUGCUACUGAUACUCGAGAGGAAACGUUCACGAGUGCAUCUUCAGUGCAUAUUUCCCUGCAGUAAAUUUCUGCCUGUGACGACAUAGUGGAGUGUCCAUCGUCUUUGCACAAACCCAUCCGCGGGGAAAAGCUCCUUGGAAAGCAAAUCUGAAGCCAUUGGAGUAGGACCUUCGCCCGCCAUGGCUGCUUCUUCUUCUUCUUCCUCCUCCUCCUCGUCCUCUUCCUCCUCCUCGUCCUCUCCGUCCUCCUCCACCGACCCGGACUACAAGGUCACCAACUCCGACCUCGCGGACGACGCCGCCGGCGUCGAGCCCCCGUCGUCGGACGAGGAAUCCCUCUCCGUCUUGCGCACGCAGGGCCACGUCGACGCGGUGUGCAGGAAAUACGGCAUCCCCAAGGACCAGUACACCGCCCUCCCCGCCGGCGACCUGCGCGCGAGCUCGUCCCCGCCGCGUGGCGCCGUCUGCGUGUACGCGCACGCGCUGGAGGCCGGGAUGCGCGUCCCUCUGCACCGGUUCUUCGUCGACGCGCUCAACCACUUCGGACUCGCGCCCACGCAGCUCGCGCCCAACGGGUGGCGCAUCAUGGCGGGAUUCGUUGUCCUCUGCCGCUCCGCUGGCGCGCGCUGCAUGUCUUUGUUGGCUGCGGGGAACAAUGCUGCUGUCUACUACGGCCUGCUAGCGAAAUCUGGUUUACGACCGUGA